Molecule: messenger RNA, 318 nt
Organism: Strongylus vulgaris
Lineage: Eukaryota; Metazoa; Nematoda; Chromadorea; Rhabditida; Strongylidae
Source: the annotation of a GenBank genome assembly
AUGGCUCAGGAAAGGGAAGAACUCGGAACGAGAACUCAGCUGAACCAUCCCUGUAAGAGCGGUAUCCAGGGUCUGCCGUGCAGCGGCCGAUUUUUAGGUGCCCCAGGGGCAAUCAAGCAAAAUCCACCGCUCGAACCGGGGAAGACCCCGCUCACCUGGCUGGCCGUUGGUAGAUCUUCAAGGCGGCCUGCAGUUUGCCCUGAGCUCUUUCUCGCCAGAGAGUGCACUAACGGGGAGCAAACACUGCAGAGGAAAAACGCUUGUGGCAACAUAAUGGGGUGUGCGACCGAUCGUCCAAAGCGAAUUUCUCUCCCAUAA